UUCCCCCUCUUUAUUUUCCAAAUGCGGGAAAUUCUCUACCUCAUGGUUGGCCAAUGCGGCAACCAAAUGGGCGCAAAGUUCUGGGAGGUGAUCGCGGACGAGCACGGAAUCGGACCAGACGGAUUCUACCGCGGCGACUCCGACCUCCAGAUCGAGCGCAUCCACGUGUACUUCACGGAGGCGGCUGCCGGUCGAAUGGUGCCACGCACCAUCCUCGCUGACCUUGAGCCCGGGACCCUAGACACCAUCCGAUCUGGUCCGUACGGGUGCCUCUUCAGGCCAGACAACUUCGCGUUCGGCAGUGCCGGGGCUGGCAACAAUUGGGCCAAAGGCCACUACACGGACGGCGCUGAACUAAUCGAAAACAUCAUGGACAUUGUCCACAAGGAAUGCGAGGCCUGCGACUGCCUCCAGGGCUUCCAGGUCGUGCACUCGAUGGGUGGUGGAACCGGCGCCGGAAUGGGGAGUCUGCUUGUGAGCAAAAUCCGCGAGAACUACCCCGAUCGCAUAAUGUGCACCUUCUCCUGCUACCCAUCGCCCAAGAUAUCCGGUGUGGUAGUUGAGCCAUACAACGCCAUACUUGCAGCACACCAGCUAAUCCAAUUGGCCGAGCAGACAUUUGUCAUUGAUAACGAGGCUCUGCAUGAUAUUUGCUCCCACACCCUAAAAAUCUGCGAUCCGACCUACGGCGACUUGAACCACUUGGUUAGCACCACCAUGUCGGGCAUCACGACGUCCUUGAGGUUUCCCGGUCAGCUGAAUUCUGAUCUGCGGAAACUCGGCUACAACCUGAUCCCCUUCCCUCGGAUGCAUUUCUUCGUGCCCGGAUUCGCACCACUGACCUCUCGCCUCUCCCAAUCCUAUCGCCAGUUGUCCGUCCGCGAUCUCACCUCGCAGGCCUUCGAUCGACGCAACCUCAUGGCCGCGUGCAAACCCCUCAUGGGCAAGUACCUCACCGUGGCAACCAUAUUUCGAGGUCGUCUGUCGAUUAGAGAGGUUACGCGCGAGAUGUUCGCGGUGCGCUGCAAGCACUCGCCCUAUUUCGUGGACUGGAUCCCGAAUAACGUCAAAACCGCGAUCUGCGACGUUCCACCGCGGGGCAUGAAGAUGGCCGUCACCUUUGUGGGCAACACUACGGCCAUUCAGGAGAUCUUCGACCGGCUGGGGGAGCAGUUCUUGCAUAUGCUGAAGCGAAAAGCCUUCCUCCACUGGUACAUCUCUGAGGGCAUGGAAGAGGCGGAGUUUACAGAAGCCAUUGAGGACGUGUCGAACGUCGUUGUCGAGCCCUACAACGCCACCCUAGCUGGGCAAUUUCUGACGGAGUUCGCAGACAUGACUUUUGUAAUCGAUAAUGAAGCACUCUAUGAUAUUUGCUACCGCAUUUUAAAGUUGCAAAAUCCGACAUACGGCGACUUAAACCACUUAGUUUCCUCCGCUAUGGCCGGGGUAACGGCGUGUCUGCGGUUCCCCGGCCAGCUGAACGCAGAUCUCCGAAAAUUGUGCACGAACCUUGUUCCGUCGCCUCGACUGCACUUCGUCAUCCCUGCCUACGCGCCGCUGUCGUCGCGAUUCGCCCAGACCUACCGAAGCUACAACGUCCACGACCUGACCAGUCAGAUUUUCGACAUCAACAACCUCAUGACGGCAUGUGACCCUCGCCACGGCAAGUACAUCACUGUCGCGAGCAUCUUCCGUGGACAUCUUUCCAUCAAGGAGUUGGAUGAGGCGAUGCUCAACAUCCAUAACAAGAACUCGACAUUCUUCGUCGACUGGAUACCCAACAACGUGAAGACGGCGGUCUGCGAUGUGCCGCCGCGCGGCUUGCGGAUGGCAGUCACGUUCAUCGGCAACAACACGGCCAUCCAGGAGGUCUUCCAGCGCAUCGGCGACCAGUUCAUGACGAUGCUGCGUCGCAAAGCCUUCCUCCACUGGUACACCAGUGAAGGCAUGGACGAAUCAGAAUUUAGCGAAGCCUAUGCUGCAAUGGCCGAUUUAAUUAGCGAAUACCAGCAAAUGGAAAAACUUUUCUUUUUUUUACCACCGUCUUUUGAGGUGUCAGAGGUGGUGGUUGAACCAUACAACGCGGUUCUUUCACAGAGCCUCCUAAUUGACUUGUCCGAUGAGUCGUUCACCCUCGACAACGAGGCUCUCUAUGAGAUUUGCUUCCGCACCCUGAAGAUCCAGAAUCCGACGCUAGGCGAUAUGAAUCACCUGGUGUCCGCGACGAUGUCCGGUGUAACGACGUGUCUCCGGUUUCCCGGCCAACUGAAUGCCGACCUGCGAAAGUUGGGCACCAAUUUGAUACCGUUCCCACGCCUCCACUUCUUUGUGCCCGGAUUCGCUCCACUGACCAAUCGAUACGCCCAGCCCUACAGGACCUACACCGUCCACGACCUGACACUGCAGAUGUUCGACGCGAAGAAUAUGAUGUCCGCGUGCGAUCCGCGCCACGGGAAGUACCUCACCGUGGCCGGGAUGUUCCGUGGACGUCUGUCGGUCAAGGAGGUCGAAGAGGAGAUGUCGAGCGUGCAAAGCAAGAACUCGGCAUACUUCGUGGAAUGGAUCCCCAACAACAUCAAGACGGCCAUCUGCGAUGUGCCACCUAGAGGCAUGACCAUGGCAGCCACAUUCAUCGGAAACAACACGGCAGUUCAGGAGACCUUCAAGCGCAUCACCGACCAGUUCACCAUCAUGUUCAAGAAGAAGGCCUUCGUCCACUGGUACACCGGCGAAGGCAUGGACGAGGGAGAAUUCGACGAGGCCUACUCAAACGUCACCGAUCUCAUUGGGGAGUAUCAACAGUUCGAAAGUGACUAG
Messenger RNA from Mesocestoides corti, 2817 nucleotides. NCBI's taxonomy places the organism in Eukaryota, Metazoa, Platyhelminthes, Cestoda, Cyclophyllidea, Mesocestoididae. The record is from the annotation of a GenBank genome assembly.